Messenger RNA from Fragaria vesca subsp. vesca, 1529 nucleotides. Its product is annotated as epidermis-specific secreted glycoprotein EP1-like. The transcript has a single exon. Lineage: Eukaryota; Viridiplantae; Streptophyta; Magnoliopsida; Rosales; Rosaceae. The coding region runs from base 148 to 1452 and encodes 434 amino acids. The record is from RefSeq and is a predicted model, not a curated record.
GUUCCCUAGCUCAUUGAUAAUUCAUCUCCAAGUUGCUAUACACAGAUAUCAGAUAAGAUAUCAGUUGAUGUUCUAGAGUUUCAAUGGUGAAGAUAUAAAUAGAGGUUAAACUACGCUAUAAAGUAAACAUCAUCCUCUACAUUCACCAUGUCAUUGUUCUCCAUAUUCCUUUUUUCACUCUUUGCUUUCAUUGCUCAAGCUCAAAUUCCCGCGAAUGAAACUUUCAAGUUUGUCAAUUCUGGAGAAUUUUGGCCUUACAUCGUUGAAUACGAUGCCUCCUAUCGUAUGCUGGAUCUCUUUGCCUCCCCCUUCCAGCUUGCUUUCUACAACACCACUCCCGACUCCUUCACUCUUGCUCUGCGCAUGGGUUUGAAGAAAUCUGAGUCAUACUAUCGUUGGGUUUGGGAGGCCAACCGGGGAAACCCAGUUGGCGAAAACGCUACCUUCUCUCUGGGAACCAAUGGAAACAUUGUCUUGGCAGAUGGUGAUGGUCGAGUGGCUUGGCAAAGCAACACUGCUAACAAAGGGGCGGUGCGCUUCAAGUUGCUUCGAAACGGAAACAUGGUUCUUUACAACUCAAAGGGCAAGUCUGUCUGGCAAAGCUUCGACUCCCCUACAGACACUCUUGUAGCAAGUCAAUCACUAGGUGCCGGAACAGUAAGCAAGCUCGUGAGUCGAGCAUCGGAGACUGAAAACAAAGAUGGACCUUAUAGCUUGGUGGUGGAGCCUAAAGGAUUGGCUAUGUACUACAACAGCAAGAACUCUCCAAAGCCAUUACUCUACUACAGAUCCUCUAAAUGGAUUUCUGUUCCGAAGGGCUCAUCACUACGCCACAUAACAUUGAACGCUGCCCCGGUAGAAGGGGGUCAUGCUUAUGACCUAACCUUGGAGUUUCUAGUCGGAAACUCUACCUCCGGCGGAAAUCUCAUUCUAGCUCGACCAAAAUACAAUAGCACAUCGACAUGCCUUAGGCUUGGAAUUGAUGGAAACCUCAACCUUUACACUUACUACGACAAGGCGCGUUAUGGUGCAUGGGAGACAACAUUCACUCUCUUUGAUAAAGAAUCAGGAGUAUCUGAAAAUGGUUGCCAAUUGCCGGAGCAAUGUGGGAAGUUCGGCCUCUGUGAGAGUAACCAGUGUGUUGGUUGCCCAUCGUCCAAGGGAGUUCUGGGUUGGAGUGAGAGCUGUGAGCCUGAGAAGCUUAGUUCUUGUGGGUCAAAGAGCUUCAGCUACUACAAAAUUGAAGGGGUUGAUCACUUCUUGAGCAAGUACACUAGUGGAGAGGCUUUGAAGGAGCCUGAUUGUUCCAACAAGUGUGCUUUGGAUUGCAAGUGUCUGGGUUUCUUUUACAACAGGGAUGAAUCAAGGUGUUGGAUUGCUUAUGAGUUGAAGACCUUGACCAAAGUUGACAAACCCAGUCAUGUUGGUUACAUCAAGGCACCUAAUCAUUAAAAAUUUUAAACUUGGAACUUUUGCUAUCUAUCAUCUACAAUGUGUUUGGAUGCGGAUGAAUUCCUAAGAAUUUAAUU